GCGGGGCCGGGCGGCGCAUGCGCGGCGCGGGGCGGGGCCGGGCGGGCAGCGCGGAGGAGGAAGGCGAGAAAAUGGCGUCGACGGAUUACAGUACCUAUAGCCAAGCUGCAGCUCAGCAGGGCUACAGCGCCUAUGCACCUCAGCCAGCCCAAGGAUAUGCACAGACCACCCAGACCUACGGGCAGCAGAGCUACGGGACCUACGGGCAGCCCACCGAUGUCAGCUACACACAGCCGCAGACCACGGCCACCUACGGGCAGACGGCCUACGCCACCUCCUACGGGCAGCCCCCCACAGGUUACAGCGCCCCGACCGCCCCCCCUGCCUACAGCCAGCCCGUGCAGGGCUACGGCAGCGCCGCCUACGACACCAACACGGCCACGGUCACCAGCAGCCAGAGCUCGUACGCCGCCCCGGCCGCCUACGGCACCCAGCCCGCCUACCCGGCCUACGGGCAGCAGCCUGCCCCGGCCGCCCCCGCCAGACCCCAGGAUGGCAGCAAACCAGCAGAGACCAGCCAGCCUCAGUCCAGCACGACAGGUUACAGCCAGCCCAGCCUGGGCUACGGGCAGAGCAACUACAGCUACCCCCAGGUGCCUGCCAGCUACCCCAUGCAGCCUGUCACUGCUCCUCCCUCCUACCCUCCGACCAGCUAUUCCUCCACACAGCCAAGCAGUUACGAUCAGAGCACUUACUCCCAGCAGAGCAGCUACGGGCAGCAGAGCUCCUAUGGCCAGCAGACCAGUUAUGGCCAGCAAAGCAGCUAUGGCCAGCAGCCACCUCCCACCAGUUACCCACCUCCCACCGGAUCCUACAGCCAGGCCCCCAGCCAGUACAGCCAGCAGAGCAGCAGCUACGGUCAGCAGAGCUCGUUCCGCCAGGACCAUCCCAGCAGCAUGAACAUGUACGGGCAGGAAUCCGGAGGCUUCUCCGGCCCCGGAGAGAGCCGGAAUCUGAGCGGCCCCGAUAGCCGGGGCAGGGGACGAGGGGGAUAUGAGCGUGGAGGCAUGAGCAGAGGUGGGCGGGGAGGAGGACGCGGUGGAAUGGGGUUACAAAGUGAGAGCCUUGUAAACACCUCAAUACUUAAAAAGUACCCGUACUCAGUACUCAGCCGGCAGCAUAAUGAAAAGUGGGACUAGACACGGUGUCCAUAUGGAGAGGAAAAAUAUACAUAGAAUAUUUUUAACCCAAUGUAUUGAUUGUAUAAACGGAAUCCUUCUGUAACUUUGGUAACUGCAUACUUGUUGUUUGGUAAUAAAACCAGAGGAGGGUAUACUACUACUUUAGAAUUGUGUAACGUUAAAGAAAAAAAAAAAAAGUGUAAAAAUCUUAUGUUUAAAAAGAGAAGACAUUACGUAAAUGGUGUGUACUUUAACGAGAGGAGGCAAAGCUGCAUGCAACAGCUCAAAAUUCUGUAUUGACUUUUUUUCUCCCAGUAUUAGAGGUGCAAUACUUGCUAGAAAAAUUCACGGUGCUCUCCCUCCUCCGCUCGGCUCCUUCCAAACAGCUUGCUGGCUCACCCAAAAAAAGAGCAAGAAACAGCCCAAAUUCUUUCUCAAGGUGGCAUUUUCCUACUUCACCACCACGCUCCAAAGCAGUUUUAGCUGUGAAUGCUUCAGCCAAAGCUUUUGGUGAAAGCUGUGGCCCUGUUUGCAUUGGCACCUGCCGAAAAGUGAGUGUGUCCACAAAGCUGCACCCCAGGCCUUGGAGCCCCCGCUGUACUCUGUAAGUUCUCCCUCCAGAGAGUUGUUAAAUUCAGUAGUGACCUGAAUGUAUGGCUUUAUUUUGAGGGUUUUAGGGGCGAUGUCAGCUGAACUGUGUUGUAGGUCUCGCGUGUGGUUUGUCUCCUUUUACGCUGUUAAAUGUCAGGGACCCGCGGGCCCGCGCUGCCACAGGCUGAGGGUGCACCUUGGUGGACACACCGAGGGGAGGGAGUUGACCACUGAAACACCCCCCAAAUUGCUCUUCAACAACAACAAAAAAACCCCACUUUGAUUACAAACAACCUCCCAUUUCUCAGCCAAGUAUUGCACUGAUGAUACCCGAGUAAUAACGCCAGGGCACCGACAGCAAAGCGGUGCCUCAAACCACACCAAGGUUGCUUUAUAUGUAAAGAAAAUUUGAGCAAGCUGCCCUGAAGAAAGGCCUAGUGCCGAGAUGAGAGAGAGACAGAGAGAUGUUUGGAGAUGUUUAGCCAGUGCCCUUCUCCCCUGUGAGCCGCAGAGGCUCAGAGCGGUGCUGGCUUUGUAAAGGGAAAGGCCUUCAUUUCUUCGUUUAUCCCCCCAGCAGCGCUGGAGAGCGAGGUGGCUUCAAUAAGCCUGGU
Molecule: messenger RNA, 2323 nt
Organism: Vidua macroura (Pin-tailed whydah)
Lineage: Eukaryota; Metazoa; Chordata; Aves; Passeriformes; Viduidae
Gene: EWSR1
Product: EWS RNA binding protein 1
Exons: 9
Coding region: 18-1139 (373 amino acids)
Biological process (GO): regulation of DNA-templated transcription
Cellular component (GO): nucleus
Molecular function (GO): RNA binding; transcription coregulator activity
Source: RefSeq, a predicted model, not a curated record